Molecule: messenger RNA, 856 nt
Organism: Cucurbita maxima (winter squash)
Lineage: Eukaryota; Viridiplantae; Streptophyta; Magnoliopsida; Cucurbitales; Cucurbitaceae
Product: proteasome subunit beta type-2-A
Exons: 3
Coding region: 70-684 (204 amino acids)
Biological process (GO): proteasomal protein catabolic process
Cellular component (GO): proteasome core complex, beta-subunit complex; nucleus; proteasome core complex
Molecular function (GO): peptidase activity
Source: RefSeq, a predicted model, not a curated record
CUUUGUUUAGAGCACACGAUCGGAAGAGAGGGAAGGAUCGAAGAGUGGAGGAUUCUCAAGAACAAGAUUAUGGAAUGUGUUUUCGGGUUAGUGGGUAAUGGUUUCGCCAUUGUUGCUGCCGAUUCUUCGGCGGUACACAGCAUCUUGGUUCAUAAAUCCGACGAGGACAAGAUUAUGGUUCUCGACUCUCACAAGCUCGUCGCCGCUAGCGGCGAGCCUGGUGACAGGGUUCAGUUCACUGAGUACAUUCAGAAGAAUGUUUCGUUGUAUCAGUUCCGAAAUGGGAUCCCCUUGACGACUGCUGCUGCUGCUAAUUUUACCCGAGGUGAGCUCGCCACCGCCUUGAGAAAGAAUCCAUACUCUGUAAAUAUCCUCCUGGCUGGGUACGAUAAGGAGAGUGGCCCAUCGCUUUACUACAUCGACUACAUUGCAACACUUCACAAGGUUGAGAAAGGUGCUUUUGGUUAUGGAUCCUACUUUUCACUCUCUAUGAUGGACAGACAUUACCAUAGCGGCAUGUCAGUGGAUGAGGCGAUCGAGUUGGUGGAUAAGUGCAUCGUGGAGAUACGUUCAAGGCUGGUUGUGGCUCCACCAAACUUUGUGAUCAAGAUUGUAGACAAGGAUGGGGCAAGGGAGGUUGCAUGGCGUCAAUCCAUUAAAGACACUGGAGCACUUCCAGUCUGAGGAGUUUGACAUUGUUGCAGUCUUUUUCUCUGUUUUGUAUACAAAUCUUAUUUCCUGCUGAAGCAUGGUUCAUCGAUCUUUGUUAGUGGCUUGUGCUGUCAUUUGAGUUGCCUCUAUUUGUUGAACAGGUUCAAUUUAGUUAAAUGGAUCACUAGUAUUUUGGCUCAUAAAU